This is a messenger RNA of Melitaea cinxia (Glanville fritillary), 2529 nucleotides long. RefSeq lists its product as uncharacterized. The transcript is spliced from 4 exons. The coding region runs from base 1 to 1848 and encodes 615 amino acids. Gene Ontology annotation, molecular function: chitin binding. The record is from RefSeq and is a predicted model, not a curated record. NCBI's taxonomy places the organism in Eukaryota, Metazoa, Arthropoda, Insecta, Lepidoptera, Nymphalidae. Gene Ontology annotation, cellular component: extracellular region.
AUGAUAACCAAAGGCAGUCGCGAACAGGGCGUGUCUAGAUUCCUAGCUCGAAGGCUGCAUCCGGGCCACCGCAGGGAUCAAGUUACGGCAGGGGCGUGCGAAUGUCAAGGAACCCUAUACGCGGUGCGUCACUCUCGAUGUUCAGUCGCAGCCGACAUGUCUGCGCGCGCGCUCGCUUGCGUUUGCCGCCUCGCACUCGUUGCCAACCUGCUCGCCGCCGCUACCGCCGCGAUACUCUCAAGUGGAAAAGACAUCGCAUGCGUCAAGGACGGACUCUAUGUGGAUUAUGAUACCGAAUGCCGUGAAUACAUACGUUGUACAGCUGGCUCAGUGCGUGGCCGCUACGUCUGCGGUCAGGAACGAAUAUUCAGUGAAGCUGCAGGAGCGUGCGUACCGCGCAGUAGCCAUCCGUGUACGCGCCUCGUGUGUGCUCCGGAAGACACCCUCGCCUACGCGACCCCGGGGACGACGUGUCGUCAUUACUACAGAUGUGUUAAUGGGACAGCUAUUGAUCAUGCAUGCCCCCCCGGAUCGUGGUUCGACCUCGUGACACAAGCGUGCUCUCGCGGAGCGGGAACCUGCUAUGAGCCACUGUGUGCAGGGCUACCAGAUGGAAACUACCCGGACUCGUCGCAUGAAUGUCAUCGUACGCUGCACUGCCGUGGUGCAGAGCUACGCGCGGUAGUGUCCUGCAACGGAGUGUGCGUUAACACAUGUCCACCCCCACGUGCCGCCGCGGUACCGCUUCCCGCCGGUGAUGCCGAUUUUUGUUCAGACGAAGCUUGCUCAUCUUUGUGUCAGAAAACAUCGGACGGCACCUAUGCAGAUCGCUCGACAGGGUGUCGCGAGUACUUUGUAUGUGAAUCUCAUCGAGUCAUCCGGCGAGGUGUUUGCGAGCCUGGCUUACUCUUCUCGGGGAGUGGCUGUGAGCCGGCACAAGAAACACUCUGCCCACCCCCGGGACGAAGCCCUUGCUUCAACAGGCAGAAUGGCCUGUAUAGAGAUUGGCGUGACUGUUCAUCGUGGUACGAGUGCAAUCGUGAAAGAGUCACGUCUCGAGGAUCAUGCGAAUCCGGUCUCGUGUUCGACGGGGUUAAAUGUGUUCCAAAGCAAUCAUUUUAUUGUGAAGGACCCAGACGAUCCUCAGAAUGCGAAGGGAUGCCGAGCGGAACUUAUCAAGAUUUAGGUUCAAAUUGUACUCAUUAUUUUCACUGUGAAGGGCCACUAAAAAUAAGUCUAGCUUGUCCACCCGGACAGAUUUAUGACGGUGCAAAGUGUUCUCCUGCUUCUCAGUAUUUAUGUCCAAGUUUAGAACGUGAUUCGUGCUAUGGUCGAGCCGAUGGUCGGUACCGAGCCGCCGACGCCGGUUGCCGAGGAUUCUACUCAUGUGUCAAUGGUGAAAAAGCGGUAUAUGCGUGCCAGCAGGGACUCGUUUUCGAUGGCGAAUCAUGCGUGCCAGCGCAUCCAUCAAUCUGUCCAAGCGAAGAUUAUUCGUGCUCUGGCCUUGCAGACGGUUACCACGCAGAGCUAGACUCAAAUUGUCACAGAUAUUUUUACUGCGAAGGUGGAGAUCGACUUGCCACCUUAUCAUGCCUCGGAGGAAAGAUAUUUGAUGGUCAGGCUUGCGUUGAAUCUACGAUUCAUAUAUGUGGGGCGGCUCGAAAAUCUAUCAUAGAGAACGGUGGACAGUAUUGUGAACGCGAUGGUUUCUUUGUGCAACAGGGAACAGAAUGUAGGAAAUACUACUUUUGCGUUAGCGGCGUACGGACGCAUCUAACCUGCCCUACAGGGCACACAUUUAAUGGCCAAGUCUGUGUGCUCAAAGAACAGUAUACCUGCCCCGGCUGAAUGUGAGCUAAUACAAGCUGACUUAAAGCUGACGCCGGAGACUCGGCGAGGACUACGGGAGAGAGAGAAUACUCGGGGAGUGCUUAAGACGUACCUGAUUUCAAAGGCUGAUCAUGUCAUUGACAUAUAAAACUAUUGUAUUUAAUAUUUAUUAUAUUAUAAUGGUUGUGAAAAAAUAUUCACAGCCUUAUCUUAUGUUACAUUCAGAGACGGUAGGCCUCAAAGUAAAAAAUACAAGUAAUUUAUUCAUCAUUUUAUUGGCAUAAAAACUUUAAGCGAUCUAUCUAUGUAGAUAUAUCAUAUACCUAAUAAUUACACAGUGACUUUUAUCUUACAGUGUUAAUUUACAAACACAAAUAAGCUCAGUGAAUAAAAAAAUAUUUAUCUUUUAAUAACAUAAAUGUAGUUUAUUUUUAAUAUAUCUUUUAUCCAAAACUUAUAUAACAAAACACAUAAUACAUAGCGUACCUACAUAUACAGUAUAAUAUCUGAAUUAUAAAUAUAGUACAAUAAUAUUAUAUAAAUUUCAAUAUAAACGACCAAACUACGAGUAAGACUAGUCCAAACUAAGAAUGUUUCAUUAAAAUUUAGAAAUAAAGAAAAAAAGUUUUAGGCGACAAUGUAAAAUGCGAUACAUACUAUGAUUAUAUUUAAUAUCAAAUAAAUGCUAUAAUUAUUAAA